UGCUUUCUGUGAUCGGCCUCAAAAACCCUGAUCGGAGAACCCCUAGUGUUUACUGUUACCAAAGUACAAUGAACUUCAUCCAGCAGUUAGUUCUGUAUAAUUCAUAACUCUCUGUUUGCUUCACAGGUCUGGGUUUCUGUUUCAGCUUCCAGCCCGCGGUCACUAUACUUGGCCACUACUUUGUGCGCCGUCGUCCUUUUGCCAAUGCGAUGUCCUCGACUGGUACUGCUCUGGGUCUGUCUACAUUGCCUUUUUUAGGUGACUAUCUGCAGAGUACGCUAGGCUGGAGAGGGAGUUUUCUGGUACUCGGUGCUGUGCUGCUCAACUGCUGUGUUUGCGGAGCCGUUAUGAGACCCGCCAGGCCUCGCAAGCCCAGAAAGUCAGAGGUGAUGUGCAACAGUCCCAGACCCGCAGGCAAAAAGGGAUGUGUGCUGGGGAUCUUUCAGGGUUUAGCAUCGUUCCUCAGAAGACACAUGGCCUUUGACCUCUUCUGUAGUAACCCGCGAUUUCGGGUGUUUUCACUGGGCAUCACUUGGAUGAUGCUGGGGUUUGUGGUGCCGCUUAUUUACCUGGUCCCGUAUGCAACAGCUCACAAAAUGGAUCCAAGCAGAGCCGCCCUGCUGCUCUCCAUCUUGGGCUUUGUCAACAUCUUUGUGCGGCCUCCCGUCGGAGUGCUCUUCAGCCUGCCCUGGUUUAAAGGUCGACACAUCUACGUUUUCUCAGCCGCACUCCUCAUAAAUGGACUCAGUAAUAGUAUCUGCUGCAUUUCUGCCAGUUUCCCAGUGCUGUUAAUCUUUGUCCUGACGUAUGGACUGUCCAUGAGCCUGGUAGGCUCACUGAUGUUCACCGUCCUGAUGGACACGGUGGAGAUGAGUCGAUUCCCAUCUGCGCUUGGCCUGUUGUCUAUCAUGGAAAGCGUCACGCUGCUAAUUGGACCUCCUCUCGCAGGAAUCCUUGUGGACCGUACUGACCAGUACACGUAUGUGUUCGUGGCCUGCAGCAUCUCGGUGGCCUUAUCAGCUCUUUUCCUUAUGGUUUCCUUUUACUGGCUGGACUGCCGUGAUGCAGCCCAGAAGAACAAUUCACCAGCGUCUGGGUCUCCAGCUAAGCCUGCAGUCAAUUUGGCCAUGGACUGCCAGUUCAGCAGUGUGCCUACAGAUAGGGACAAGACAAAUAACCCAUCAUCAGAGGCAGAAAAAAUCACAAAUGUAUGACUAUCAGGUAUGACUAUCGUGAUCCUAUCAGGUACAGAAAUGUUUCUUUGCCAUUUAUUAGUAUCAUAGAAUGUGCUGUUUAUAACUGUUUUAUUUCAGCAUCAAACCCUGGUUGUUUUGUACAUUGUUAUAUGACACUGGUUUUGUAAACAUCCUGUCUCACAUCACUGGUUUGCCUUAUACAGUAUAUUAGUGCCAUGGCACUACAAUUACAUCCGUUAAUGCAGUCCUCUGAAUUCAAGUACAUAUUACAAACACUUCUUCAUUCCCGAUCUAAAUGACAGAAUGCUGAAGUUGUUUGCCAAGGAAAUUAAGCUAUUUCAAGUCAGGAAAUGUUAAUCUCAUGCUUAUAAUAUUCAAUUUACCCAUUUUUGCCAGUUACACUACUCUUCAACAGUUUGAGGUUGAUAAGAUUUUUGAAAGAAGUCUCUUAUGC
This is a messenger RNA of Sinocyclocheilus grahami, 1650 nucleotides long. It is a transcript of the gene slc16a5a, whose product is annotated as solute carrier family 16 member 5a. The transcript is spliced from 2 exons. Gene Ontology annotation, molecular function: monocarboxylic acid transmembrane transporter activity. The record is from RefSeq and is a predicted model, not a curated record. Gene Ontology annotation, biological process: monocarboxylic acid transport; transmembrane transport. The coding region runs from base 210 to 1214 and encodes 334 amino acids. Lineage: Eukaryota; Metazoa; Chordata; Actinopteri; Cypriniformes; Cyprinidae. Gene Ontology annotation, cellular component: basolateral plasma membrane.